GCGGAUUAUUGACCGAAGAUAUUGCGAUUCGUCACGAUUGGGCUCAAUUUUGCUGCUUUUUGCUUUUUGCAACAGCCGACACACCCUUGUUCAGCGCAGCAACAUCACGACUGCAGAGAGCAAAGGCGAGCACACAAGUGGACAAUGAUGGCGCUGCCGAUGCUGCGGCCUCGCGCUGUGGUACUGCUGGCAGUGGCAUGGUGUUUGGCGGCAAGCACCGCUGUGUCUCACGCACAAGAGGACUGCUCCUUCACCGUGAAGCAGCGCACCUACCACCUUGCCGAUCUCCGGGGCGACCCAAGCUCGUAUCAUGAAGUGGACAACCAGCGCUUGAAGGUGGAGGCCGACGUGACGCUGUGCCAGGGGUUGGGCGUGAGCGGCUGCCAGGGUGCGGUCGUGUGCAUCCGCAAGCUGGACGGCAGCAACCCAACACCCGCCGGUGACCCGAGCAACGGCACGUUUGAGCUCGUCGAUCCCACCGACCCGGACUUUGGCGCGCGCCUCAUUUACCCGCCAGCCCAGGGCCAGACCCUCGGCGUGCACUUUGUGUUUACGUGCGGCGUGGGCGUGGGCGAGCCCGUGCUGAUGGAGCGGUUUGACGAGGACGCGAGUGACCACGGGUACGCGUACUACGUGGUGCAGUGGGCGACGGACGAGAUGUGCAGCGGAGCGCCGCCGGCGAAGCAGGAGAACUGCCAGGCCACGGACACCGCGACGGGCACCGAGUACGACCUAUCCGCGCUCGUGCGCAACAAGAACAACUGGGUGGCGGUGGAUGUGUUGGAGAGCAACAAGCACCACUACGAGAUCAACGUGUGCCGCUCGCUGGUCAUCACGGACGAGAUCAAGGGCACCACGUGCGAGACAAACGAAGGCACCGCCAUCUGCAAGAGUGACGUGCAGCCUGAUGGCACGCACACCCACUCCAUGUCCCUCGGCUGGUCCGCCAAGCCCAUCUUCAGAGCAGGCAAACUCAGCAUCGAAACCAGCUUUGGCGACGAGUGCCCUGCGGGCUUCAAAUCCGACGCCGUCAUCGACUUUAUCUGUGACGUCAACGCUGGAUCGGGCCACCCGACGCUGCGGGAGGUCACGGACCAGUGCCUGUAUGUGUUUGCGUGGCGCUCCUCUGUGGCCUGUCCCGUCAAGGACGAGACGGGGAACAACUGCAAGGUCACCGACAAGGCCACAGGCAAAACGUAUGACCUGACGUCGCUCAACCUGAACAAGAAACCGUACACCAUUGCCGCCGACGACUACACAUACGAAUUCAACGUCUGCGGCGACAUCCCAGCUGGCGGUCACCACGACUGCGUGGCCACGGGCGCGUGCCAGAUCCCCAAGGACGGCAGCCACGUGUACAACCUCGGCCAGGCAAACCCGACUCUCACGUAUUCGCGGGAGACGUUGACGCUGGAGUACACGGGCGGCGACCCCUGCGGCGGGCAGAGGAGGAAGACCAUCAUCACCUUCCACUGCACAGACGGAGAUGACAAAUAUGAAGUUGUUGAGUCGACGCCGUGUGUGUACGAGAUUGAAUUCUUCACUGCCGCCGCCUGCGGUCUCGACAGCGAUUUGCUCGAGUGCGUGGUGACGGACGACCAAACCGGCGAGCAGUACGACCUCUCAUCCCUGACGCGGACCGGCGGGUCCAAUUGGCGGAUGGCGAAGGAUUCGCAUACGACGGACGAGAUUGAGCUGAACGUGUGUGCGCCGCUCGUGUACAGCGGUGACACCGCCGCCUGCCCGGCCGACGCCGCCGUCUGUGGCAUCUCGGGCAUCCCGAACCGCCCCGCCAAUUCGCACCUCGGCCUUCCUGCGGACCCUGUCGUGCGCGAUGGCAUCCUCACCAUCGACUUCCCGGCGAAAGACGGACAGUGCGGCGCCACCACCCUCCUCCUCCACUGCAGCGACACACAGGAUGCGCCGCAGCACCUGAUGACAUCUGAUGACGGGUGCAGUGUGACGCUGCAGUGGAACACGCCGGCCGCGUGUCCGCUCAACGCCGCGUCUGGGCAGAACUGCAUGGUCACAGACCCAGACACCACGGUUGACGGCGGUGAAGAUGGGUCGACGUACUUUGUGAGUCUGUGCUCCCCGCUGGAUCGCACGGCAACGUGUGCCCACGGCGACAACGCCGCGUGUGUGUCGCACAAGACGGAAUCGCACGGCAUUGGCCAGGCAAACGACGUCCUCCACAUCCUCGAUGGCACCCUCUUCGCAAAGUACACCAUGGGGGUGUCGUGCGAGGACGGCAACGAGCUUAGCUCAACCGUGAUUCUGUUUGAGUGCGACCCGUCGUACACUGGUGAUGAGGACAAUGCCCUGUACUUCAGCCGUCGCGAUCAGGACUCCUGCACCUUUGAAUUCGUCUGGAAGACCCGUCUCGCAUGCGAUGCGCCCACAUUCGAGUGCAUUGUUGAGGACGAUGAUGGCAACGUGUACGACCUGUCGCCGCUCGCCAAACCGCAGUCCAACUGGCUGGCCACGGGCAGCGAUGGCGCCUCGUUCUACGAGGUCAACAUCUGCCGCACCAUCAACGACAAUGUCGGCUCGUCCUGCCUCCGCUCGCGUGACGCCGCCUGCCAGCGCACUCCAAGCGGCUCAUACGCCCUUGGCAAACCCGCAGCGCCAAAGGCAAACUGGAAGGCGCUGGACACGCGCGACGACACGACGUACGAGUACGAGCUCAACGUGUGCCACAACCUCAUUCGUCCCGUCGACAACGACCCGACAGACAAGUGCCGCGGCGCUGCUGCUUGCCAGACGAAGCCCGGUGACACCUCGUUCCCAAACUACCCCAUUGGGCUGCUCGACUCCCCGCCGUCGCUCGUGCGCGGAAACAUUGAGCUCACGUACACCAUGGACAGUCUCGCGCCAGACAACUGCGGCUCCAACCGUCGCAAGGCCACCAUCACCUUCAGCUGCCUCCCCGGCACGCUGGGCUCGCCCAUGUUCGACUAUGAGGACGAGACGUGCCACUACUACUUUGUGUGGGAGACGUCUGCUGCGUGCAGCACGUGGACAACGGUUGGCAGCCAGUGCGAGGUCACCGACCCCAUCUCGCUGCUCACGUUCAACCUGCGCAACUGGGCGAGCGAGACGGGCGUGAUUGAGAUUGACGUACCAGACAGCACCGCGCAGCUGCUGAUUGCCGUGUGCGGCGUGGUCCCCAACUGCGACGGCGCCGGCGCGUGCCUCAUCUCGGAGAAGGGCGACCGCAUCAACAUUGGCAGCACGUCCCAGGCGCUGACGUUUGCAGACAACGAGCUGCGACUCACGUACAACAACGGCGCAAAGUGCCUGGAGGAUUCGAGCGCAAACAUGACCACCAUCCUCACGUUUGUGUGCCCGGACGACAUCAGGGCCAACACGACGCAAUACCGCGUCUACGACUGCAACACAUACGUGAUCAUCCCCACAGACCGCGCGUGCCGGCGCCGACGUGAGGCGUCGUGUGUGGUGACGGACCCGGACACGGGCGCUGCGUACGACCUGUCGCCACUGGAAAAGGCGGCAGAGUCGCACUCCAACUGGAUUGUGGACGUGAAAGACAAGAAGCACAAGUUUGAAUACAUCCUCAACGUCUGCCACUCCCUCAACGAGCAGGUUCCACCGACCGGCUGUGAUGAGACGGCGGGUGUGUGUCAGAUUGAGGGCGACAACCGCUACAACCUCGGCGGCGUCGCCUCCCCAUCCAUCGAGAACGGCACGCUUGUGAUCGAGUACACCAAUGGCGACAGCGAUCGCUGCCCGUGGGGCAAGUACCGCCGCACGCGCAUCGAGUUCACCUGCGACGAGACAGCUGGGCUUGGGCAGCCCGUGUACGUGUCUGAGGACGAUGAUCUGUGCGAGUACAUGUUCACGUGGGCGUCAUCGGCGGCCUGUCCCGUUCGCGCGCCCUCCGUCGGCGACUCCUGCGCCGUCACGGAUCCUGCCACGGACACGACGUUUGAUCUCAAUGACAUUGAUGCGUCCUCCCUGACUGCCACCGACGACAUGGCGUCAUACAAGUUUGGCCUCUGCUCCGCCCUCGGCGGUGGCUGUGCCGGCGACGCAGACUCGGGGCUGUGCAUGACACGCAACGGCGGCAGCCACGUGUCGCUGGGCAAGGCCAAUGGACACCUGAUGGUUCGAGAGGGCCUUGUCUAUCUCGUGUACCGCAACGGCAGCGACUGCCCUUACAGCCCCCACACGCCGUACUCGGCCGAGAUUCGCUUCGUCUGCCGCCCGUGCGAACCCGAUGAACUCAUCCCGCAAUCGGUCCAGGGCGUGUGCCGGACGUCGUUCACGUUCUUCACGGCCAACAGCGGCCUGUGCGGCGACAUCAAGGGCAAUUGCACGAGCCCCAACGGGCGGUCAUCCAAGCACGGCGCAAACACGGGCGCCGUUGCCGCUGGCGUGCUCAUCCCGCUGCUGUUGGUUGGCGGCGGCGCUGCAUUCUACUUCCUCUACUGGCGCCGCAGGAGCAGGCAGGUGGCGUUCAUGCCCAUGUCUGUUGUCAGCAGCCACUUUGACAACAACGACGCCUUUGAUGAGGACGCCGACGACGACGACCCGCUCGACCUGUAGAUCCUCCUCCUCCUCCUGUUGGGGUUGUCUGUGUGGUUGGUUGUGUGCGCGUGCGUGUGUGUGUCUGUGUGUGUGUGUGUGGUUGAUGUGUUGAUGUGUUGUGUGUGUGUGUGUGUGUGAGUGAUGUGUUGUCUGUGUGGCUGUUGUGUUUCAAUGUCGUGUUGUCUUAAAUGUGUGCUGCUGCUUCCAUUCUGUUUGAAGCCCACCAAUACAACCAAUUCUUGGCA
Messenger RNA from Salpingoeca rosetta, 4796 nucleotides. RefSeq lists its product as uncharacterized. Gene Ontology annotation, biological process: lysosomal transport. The transcript has 23 exons. Lineage: Eukaryota; Choanoflagellata; Craspedida; Salpingoecidae. The coding region runs from base 145 to 4569 and encodes 1474 amino acids. The record is from RefSeq and is a predicted model, not a curated record. Gene Ontology annotation, molecular function: D-mannose binding; signaling receptor activity.